UCCGCGUUCGAUAUGCACCAGGUGUCAAGCGCCGAAUAGUUGAUAAACUCAGACAUGUUACCAGGGACCCCGUUUAGUGAUCCCCCACUCUUCGCCACCACUUUAUCGCUGUCUCUCUGAUGUCUUUAGACGCCUCUGAUGCCAAUCACCAUAGCGGGUGCCUUUCUCUAAGACGCUUGUUCAAGUUGAAACUUCAACGCGUACCUAAUAAGAGUUUCACAAAACAAGCGAACUCAUCCCAUAUAUGUGAUCAGACGCGAAAGGCGUCUGAUUCAGAAAGGGACGCUGAUAUCACUGAUCUGACCUCUCGCGUGUUUUACGAUACGUGCUGUGACUUUGGAAGCAGCAAAUUCAGUACUGUAGCAUACCAGUGGGAGGCUCCUCCCGUUUAUUCAGACCCGCCUUCUCCUAAUGAUUCUAUAUGUGGAGAAAUAAGGCACACGAUCGAAACUAUGAUCGACACACUCGAUUCAUCCCUACGAUUACUCAGUCUCCAAAUUCACAGCCACCCAGAAUUGAUGUUUGAAGAAAUAUUUGCUCACAAACUUCUAUCUGAUUACAUGGAAAGCCACGGGUUUUCUGUGACGAGGCAUUAUCUCGGCCUCAAGACUGCUUGGAAGGCUGAAUAUACCCACGGACAGGGAGGCAGAACCAUUGGGAUUAACUCGGAGAUGGAUGCGUUACCUGAGAUUGGGCAUGCAUGUGGCCACAACCUCAUUGCAAUCAGUGGAGUAGGUGUGGCAUUAGCCAUCAAAUCCGUACUGGAAACCUACGACGUUCCUGGCACUGUCGUUCUUCUAGGAACCCCAGCUGAAGAAGGCGGUGGAGGAAAGAUCAUCCUGCUUGAGCGGGGGGCCUACAAAGGGAUGGAUGCUUGUUUAAUGUGUCAUCCUUCCCCUGGUCCCGAGCUGUCUUCGUUUGUGGUAUCUUCGUUGGCGAUGCAAUCUAUAGAUGCCGAAUUCUUCGGGAAAUCUGCUCAUGCUGGAGAUGCUCCAUGGGAAGGUGCCAACGCACUUGAUGCUGCGUUCUUAGCAUACUCCAGCGUCUCCGUGUUACGACAGCAGAUCAAACCUGACCACAGAGUAAACGGCGUCAUAAAUGGCAGCGAGAGAGCUGCGAAUGUGAUCCCUGACUAUGCCAAAAUGAGGUGGUAUGUCCGAGCGCCGACGCGAGACCAGUUAACGCGACUGACAGAGAGAGUGUCCGCCUGUUUUGAGGGUGCCGCGUUGGCAACUUCCUGCCGUCUCAAAAUCACAAAGAACACGCCCUAUUACGAUUUACGGCAGAACAGCAUCCUUGCAGCUGCCUUCUCUCAUGCGAUAUCUCAAGAAUGUGGGAGUGUCGGGCAAUACCCUUCAGGGGCAUCCACAGAUUUUGGUAAUGUUUCAUACGUCUUGCCUUCGCUACAUCCAGCUUUUGCCAUCCCUACGCAGCCCAAUGGGGGAAAUCAUUCGCCAGCAUUCGCUGAUUCUGCGCGAACCGCGGAAGCCCACAAAGCAUGUAUGAUUACCACCAAGGCUUUGGCGUGUACCGGUUUCCGUGUGCUGGCAGACAAAGUUUUUUUCAUGCAGGUACGAGAGGCCUUCGAGGCCAGCAUGUGAUGCAAUCCAUAACGGAGAGCUUAUAGGAGUGUGUAUAUUUUGUAUGUUUAGCAUGAUCAUGAGAUUCAGAGAUAGGUAACUACCGCACCAGGUGUGCACUUUAUAUAUGUAGAGCAUCUCAGAGAUUCAUCGUAG
Messenger RNA from Suillus subalutaceus, 1736 nucleotides. RefSeq names its product amidohydrolase. Lineage: Eukaryota; Fungi; Basidiomycota; Agaricomycetes; Boletales; Suillaceae. The coding region runs from base 120 to 1601 and encodes 493 amino acids. Gene Ontology annotation, molecular function: dipeptidase activity. The transcript is spliced from 14 exons. The record is from RefSeq and is a predicted model, not a curated record.